Trypanosoma cruzi is the source of this 2289-nucleotide messenger RNA. RefSeq lists its product as uncharacterized. The transcript has a single exon. The record is from RefSeq and is a predicted model, not a curated record. Lineage: Eukaryota; Euglenozoa; Kinetoplastea; Trypanosomatida; Trypanosomatidae. The annotation marks the transcript as partial. Gene Ontology annotation, molecular function: phosphatidylinositol binding; phosphatidic acid binding; GTP binding.
AUGGGGGGAGUCGCUUUUUUCGCUGUGCCCACACCUCUGUUGGCCGCGGCAUCCCUUGUGCUCGGUGUAGCAAUAGGUGCCACGGCUGCCCUUACGUACAUCAAUAGGACCAACAGGAGGGAGUUCUCACCGCGGCGCCGGUCUUUACGGCAUGCGGGGUUCGCAUCUUUUUUUUCCAAUGAUGAUGGGAAGGAUGGCGCCGCGUCAUCCAGUAAAAGGCAUUUGCAGCAGGAGGAAAUUAUUGGCGGGCAGAAGCGGCGAGUUUCGCGGCGCUUGAAUUCAGGGGUCGAUUUACAUCCCGGUUUGUUUUCGAUGAAGUCGUAUGCAGCACAGAGGAUAGGUCAAAACUCUCGCAGCAGCUCCAUUAGUUUAAUUCUGAAGUCAUGCUUAGGCGCGGAAAGUCUGGGCACUGAGUCGCAGGAGGAUCGAGAUGAAGGUGACGCGGAGGAGAGGAAAGAGGAGAACGACUCCGAAUUUCCCAUUUCCGCGGUCGGGUCGGAGGAGGAAGGCACGAGAGCGUUUCUACCGAGUACUAAGGGCUCUGGGAAGAAGAAGGGAGGAAAUGUACAAAAUGUGUUUUUUACCUCAGGCGAAGCGGAAUUUAGCAGCCUCAGCACAUUGGAGGGCCUUUUCUCUGAGGACGACGCGUCAUCGCAGGACAACAACGAGGAAGAAGGGCAGCAGGAAGAACAGCACAGUAAUAAUCCCAAACAAAAUGAAGAUGCAUGCACGACGAAGCAGGAGGAGACCGCAACAGGGUGUCUUGGACGUUCAGGUCGAUCUUACUCGGUGAACUGUAUUUUGGAUAGGACAGCCUUCAGCGGUCUGGAUUUUCCCGGUGGAAGUAAGCGUCUUGGCGCAUCACAGAAUGACGCCGUUUUCUCUAAACGCCAUUUUUAUCAUACCCACAGCGGUGCGAUCAUCACACGACUGCCCUCUGUGGCAGCGGUUCGAUGUCGUUCAAUAUUGCAGCUUCUGCAUCCACCAUCUUCAACCCACAAGGAUGAAAGUACCGAGGAGGAUGGCAACCUGUCGCAGUUGACACAGUCCAUUCGCUCCACCAGGAGCCUUAUGGAUGAUCCCAUCUAUCGUGUAGUUAUCACUGGCGGGCCAUGCAGCGGGAAGACAUCAUGUUUAUCAUACCUUCGUCGGGUGUUUGAGAAACUUAACUUUAAUGUAUUCUGUGUACCCGAAGUUGCAACCCUGUUGCAUAGUGGGGGCGUUAAUUUAAUACUUAGUACCAGCGAGGAGCGUAUCACACAACAGCGCGUUAUUCUUCAGAUGAUGAUGAUGUUGGAGGAUGCCUUUUACGAGUUGGCAUCGAUGCGCUCUCGACCAUCUUUGAUUCUCUAUGAUCGUGGCACAAUGGACGGUAGUGCCUAUUGCUCGGACGAGGAGUGGGACGCCAUUCUUAAGAUAACGGGGUAUACGAAUGAGGAGUUAAGCGAUGCACGGUAUGAUGCAGUUGUCCAUUUGGUAACGGCAGCCAUUGGUGCCGAGCAGUUUUACACGAUUGAAAAUAACGCUGCUCGUUCCGAGGGACUGGAGGAUGCACGACGCCUGGAUGCCAUGACUCUAAAUGCAUGGCGUGGUCACUACCUCGUCUCUGUGGUGCAUAACGAGGACACGGAUUUUGAGAAGAAAAUGUUACGCGUGGCGGAAUUUAUCGGUUUUGUGACGGGUGUUUCAACGCUGGAAGAAAAUGCAACAGAGUCCGUGGUCCCCAAGAAAACUGCUAGGUCUGCCGGGGAAACCACAAUCACAACAGCGACGCCGGAAGCCCUAUCAUCCGCAGCCCAGACGACAAAAUCGCCAUCAUUAACAACACCUUUUUUCCUUCAGCAGCUCACAACAGUGUUGUCUCCACACGACCAAAAAGGGGGAGAUGAGAGGGAUGGGGAGGAUGAAGUUGCACACAUGGCCUUUUUGGCGACAGGAACACGUGCCUUUGCAAACAGCGCAUCCAUGGCAACAGUCUCCGCACAUUCAUUGUGCAAUAACAAUACUAAUAAUAAUACUAAUGAUAAUUCCAUAUGUUCACCGCUCACACCGCCUGAUUUUGUUACGCAAUGCGGCGGUGGGGAACUGGGGCGCACAUCGGCGCCCUCUUCACCGAGUCUUGCAUUUGCCAUGGACAUGCAUGCCGAACGUGGCGGCUUACAGCGCCAUUUUUUUGUGAAUCGUGUUGAUCUUGCACAAAUUCCCGCGGAUGCUGUGGUGGCAAAUGUUGUCACCAUAACAUUGGUUCCAUUACGAGCGAAUUACCGCACCGAGGUGAUUAUUCGCCUU